Molecule: messenger RNA, 742 nt
Organism: Gallus gallus (chicken)
Lineage: Eukaryota; Metazoa; Chordata; Aves; Galliformes; Phasianidae
Product: olfactory receptor 14A16-like
Exons: 1
Biological process (GO): G protein-coupled receptor signaling pathway
Cellular component (GO): membrane
Molecular function (GO): G protein-coupled receptor activity; olfactory receptor activity
Source: RefSeq, a predicted model, not a curated record
GACCUGGGCUGCAUCUCCACCACUCUCCCCAAAGCCAUGGCCAAUGCCCUCUGGCACACCAGGGCCAUCUCCUACGCAGGAUGUGCUGCACAGGUCUUUUUCUUUCUCUUCUUCAUCUCAGCAGAGUAUUGCAUUCUCACCAUCAUGUCCUAUGACCGCUACGUUGCCAUCUGCAAGCCCCUGCACUACGGGACCCUGCUGGGCAGCAGAGCUUGUGCCACCAUGGCAGCAGCUGCCUGGGGCACCGGGGUUCUCUAUUCCCUGCUGCACACUGCCAAUACAUUUUCCCUGCCUCUGUGCCAAGGCAAUGCUGUGGAUCAGUUCUUCUGUGAAAUCCCCCAGAUCCUCAAGCUCUCCUGCUCAGACUCCUACCUCAGGGAAGUUGGGUUUAUUGUGCUUAGUAUUCUUGCCAUAUUUGGGUGUUUUGUCUUCAUUGUUGUGUCCUACAUGCAGAUCUUCAGGGCUGUGCUGAGGAUGCCCUCUGAGCAGGGACGGCACAAAGCCUUCUCCACGUGCCUCCCUCACCUGGCCGUGCUCUCCCUCUUAGUCAGCACUGUAGUGUUUGCAUACCUGAAGCCAUCCUCUAUUUCCUCCCCAUCCCUGGACCUGGUGGUGUCAUUUCUGUACUCAGUGGUGCCUCCAGCUGUGAACCCCCUCAUCUAUAGCAUGAGGAACCAGAAGCUCAAAGUCACAUUGGGGAAACUGAUGUCAUGGAUGCCUCAUUAACAAUAAACUUCUUAUC